CGCUUUAAGGAGGUUAAAAAGAGGAAAAAAAUUAAGAUAGAGAUCAUUUUUCUUAAAGAUUUACAUAAUGAACUCUUUGGCGAGAUUUUCACGUGGAAAAUUAUGUCAAGAUUUUAUAAUACGGUUGCAGUCAACUGCAACGUCGUCCAUAUCUUCAGAUGUUCAUAUUCCAAAUAGAAUAGAACGUGGUCCGACGGAUAUUUUAAAGGCUCUUGAAAGUACGAUAUCUAGAGACUAUACAGCACCCCAUUAUAAAUAUCAUGAUGAUCCUUACUUGACACCUCGGUCAAGAGGGCAAAUUCGUGUGUUUGCUUUAGCAAAGGAAUCAGGAAAGAAAGCAGCAAUGUGGAUUCGUCAGGAACAUAGUGAUUUGUUUCAACAUAAAGUAGCAGAGCCUUCAAUUAAGGCAUUUGAGCCACCUUCCAUUUACACAGAAGAGAAUAAAGUAACAGAGGAAACAUUAUUGUAUGAAAUAUCAAAUGGUCAUGUUCCCAAUGCUGUUCUGAUAUAUGAUUUGUUAAAAGGUGAAGUGUCAGUAUCAGCAAAGCAGGCUCUUUUGGAAUUGCUGUGCUUUUAUAAUAAUACUGAACCUAUCAGCACCGAGUUAUUGGAGUCUCGUUGGUUUCAGAUAGAUCAAACACGUAACAAAACCGUAUGGAUAAACCGCCCACACAUCGAUACGUUGUUCGAGUUCUUGAAAAAACAAGAAUCUGCAGUAGCAGCUGCUGCGUAUGAUAUUAUGAUACGUGGUUUGACCAAGUAUCACAAUGUGGAGAAAGCUUGGUACUUGUAUACAGAAUGUCAAGAAAAUAACAUACCUUUAUCUGUCGAGGCCUAUAAUGCUGUAAUGUCAAUGACAUCACAGUUGAAAGAGGCAGAUGACCAAUCAAAGACGUUGAUAAAGAAUAUAUACACAGCAAUGGCUAGGAACGGAAUCAUACCAAAUAUACAUACUUUCAACGCUGUCCUUAACACGGCGUCUAUUCUGAAAAAUAAACGCGCAGCUCUCGACUUAACGUGCAACGUAUUCGCUGAUAUCGCGAAAUUUAACCUGAAACCAACGUUAACUACAUAUUAUUAUGUACUGCGAGUUUUACAAAAAUUCGGUGACGCGGCGUACAAGACUUUUAUCAAAAUCUUACAAUUUUUGAAAGAGGAAACUCUUAUCAUCCAAGAUCAGAGAGACUUCAAUUUCUUUGUUACUGCGAUGGAUAUGGCAUCAAAGAAAUACUGCAAACGUGAAGCGGGUGAAAUGUUGAACGAGCUUCUUCUCAUCGGUGAAAACUAUAAAUUCAUUGGCGAUAGUAUGAAAGAAAAUGUUUAUUAUCGAUCGUAUUUAGAAUUAAUUUUGGCAACAGAGGAUUUCGAAACAUUUUUUAAACUCUACAGCAAACUCGUACCGCACGUAACCGUACCGGAACCAUAUGUGAUAAAGACUAUAUUGGAAGCUCUUCAAUUACAUCCCGGGCAAACUGCCACGCAGUAUGUACCAAAACUCUGGUCACACAUACUCAUGUUCGAUUAUCUGGACAAGGAAGGCUUACUGGAGAAUUUAGUGUACUUGAUGAAAGUGCAUUGUAAACCUGAGCCUAAUUCUCCAUUGAACGCACAGUUUGCGGAGUACGCAGUUAUUAUCUGGGAUCACGUACAAGAUCAAACUUCUGGAAAACUAGAACAUAUAUCCAAUACAGUGGCAGGUAAUAUCAUAAUACUGCUUCUACGUGGGGAUUACUUUGACAAGGCAGUAGAAGUUAUAUCGACAUUAAAUAGUUCGCCACAUUUAAUAGUCGGUGUCAUCACAAAAGAACAUAUAAACGAAAUAUUUGAACUGUGUUUGGCGCAAGCGCAUGUGCCGGCGAUUUUUACUCUUUUGGAAUACGUGACGUCUUGCAGUUUAGAAGGAGCUGGGGAAAUGGCUAAGAAGCUGCAUAAAACUGUACCGCUCACCUCGUCUCAGGAAAAUAUAUUAACUAGCUUAGUAGGUGAUGUUUUCAAAUUGCAGGCCUUUGAUGAAAAUUAGUUUUUUAUCGAAAUUGUAUAUAUUUGGUCCCGGAUAUUGUUACUUUCUUAAAAACUGUAAUAAUAGAGUAGAAAUAUACAUG
Pseudomyrmex gracilis is the source of this 2102-nucleotide messenger RNA. Its product is annotated as protein PTCD3 homolog, mitochondrial. The transcript is spliced from 10 exons. Lineage: Eukaryota; Metazoa; Arthropoda; Insecta; Hymenoptera; Formicidae. Gene Ontology annotation, molecular function: ribosomal small subunit binding; rRNA binding; protein binding. Gene Ontology annotation, cellular component: mitochondrion. Bases 68 to 2020 code for a protein of 650 amino acids. Gene Ontology annotation, biological process: mitochondrial translation. The record is from RefSeq and is a predicted model, not a curated record.